Molecule: messenger RNA, 4610 nt
Organism: Gallus gallus (chicken)
Lineage: Eukaryota; Metazoa; Chordata; Aves; Galliformes; Phasianidae
Gene: TRPV2
Product: transient receptor potential cation channel subfamily V member 2
Exons: 16
Coding region: 417-2654 (745 amino acids)
Biological process (GO): calcium ion import across plasma membrane
Cellular component (GO): membrane
Molecular function (GO): protein binding; calcium channel activity
Source: RefSeq, a predicted model, not a curated record
CUCUUUUACUGAGAAAUCUAUCUAGUCAUUUCCUGUGCAAGCCCUUCUUCACUUUGCAAAAAGCUAUACAGUUGAGUAAAUAAUCAGCCAGUUAUUCCUUCUCACAGGCUGGAUUCUUUCAUGGACCACCACCGGCUAGGAGUUCAAUGUUGUGCCAUCACGAGAGUGCUAAGAUGAGUGUGGUGGUCUCUGCAGAAGAAAAGAGUUCUCAUGCAUGGAUGUGAAUAAUCUGUGGGCUGCUUUCAUGCUUAUUAACGCAUGUUAUUUGACAUCUUUUCUACGGGGAGUCUAUUUGGCUUCUGAAGAUCAGUUGGGACUCCCUGUGAGAUCAGUUCUUGGGUGGAGCUUGCAGCAACUUGGGGUUUACUCUCCCAGUGGGGAACAUCUGGUGAUCUGCAAGGCCAUCUCUGCUAGAAAUGGAUAACUUCACAAACGAUCAGUCAGGCCCAUGUCAGAGGAACAGGUUGGUAGGACUGCUAGAAACAGAUGACAGUAUCCAGGAGGAUAAGCCUACAUCUAGUACAAAGGAAGAAAGAUCAGGACAAUAUGGGAAGAAGGGAGAGCCCCGGCCCUUGGAGUCACCUUACCAGAAGGAAAGCAGUGACUACUCUCCUAAAGUCAUGAUUAAUCUGAACUAUCGACCAGGAUUUGUGAGCAACCAAAAGGACCCCAAUCGCUUUGACAGAGACAGACUCUUCAGUGCAGUGUCAAGGGGUAGCCCUGAGGCACUGGAUGGCUUACUUGAGUACUUAAGGAGGACCUCGAAAUUUCUCACCAACUCUGAGUACACAGAUGCAAAGACUGGGAAGACUUGUUUAAUGAAAGCCCUGCUGAAUUUAAAAAAUGGAAGGAAUGACACAAUCCCUGUUUUGCUGGAAAUAGACCAGAAGACACAGAAUCCCAGGCCGCUUGUCAAUGUGGCAUGCUCCGACUGUUACUACAGAGGCCAGACAGCACUCCAUAUUGCCAUAGAGAAAAGGAGCCUGGACUUAGUGAAAGUUCUAGUAGAGCAUGGAGCUGAUGUCCAUGCCAGAGCUCAUGGUGAAUUCUUCAGGAAGAAGAAAGAGGGAGUUUGCUUUUAUUUUGGUGAACUUCCCCUCUCUUUGGCUGCCUGUACCAACCAGUUUGAGGUGGUAGAAUAUCUUCUAAACAACCCCCACCAAAAAGCCAGACUCCAGGAGCAAGACACACAGGGCAACACAGUCCUCCAUGCCCUGGUGAUGAUUGCAGAUGACACUGAGGAGAACACCAAGUUUGUGAGCACAGUAUACGUUGAAAUCCUGAAGGCAGGUGUGAAGACUGACCCAACAGUGAAACUGGAGGAGAUCGUGAAUUAUGACGGAUUAAAUCCCCUGCAACUUGCUGCCAAGACCGGCAAAGUGGAGAUCUUCAGACACAUCAUCCAAAGAGAGAUCAAAGACCCAGUGUACAGGCACCUGUCCCGCAAGUUCACUGAAUGGACCUAUGGACCUAUCCAUGUCUCCCUCUAUGACUUGUCUUCUCUAGACAGCUUUGAGGAAAACUCUGUGCUGGAGAUUCUGGCAUACAGCAGUGACACACCAAAUCGGUACAAAAUGGUGGUUUUGGAGCCACUGAACAAACUGCUUCAGCAGAAAUGGGAAACAUUUGCUUCCAAGAGAUUCUACUUCAGUUUUAUCUCAUACUUGUCAUUCAUGAUCAUCUUUACAGCUAUUGCCUACUAUCAGCCCUUAAGGGUAAAGCCUUCAUUUCCAGUGGAGUUCACAGCUGGAGGCUUCCUGUGGGUCUCUGGGCUGAUCAUUAUCUUGCUUGGAGGUGUAUACCUAAUUUUUGCUCAGAGUCUGUAUCUGCGGAGGAGACGCCAGUCCCUGAAGACUAUGUGUUCUGACAGCUGUGUUGAGAUCUUGAUCUUCAUCCAGGCUUUCUCAUUGCUGUUGUCAGCAGUCCUGUAUGGCGCAAGUUCAGAAAACUAUGUGGCAGUGAUGGUGUUCUCUCUGCUUCUGGGAUGGGUGAACAUGCUGUACUACACUCGGGGCUUUCAGCGCAUUGGCAUUUACAGUGUCAUGAUACAGAAGACUAUCCUGAGAGAUCUAUUGCGUUUCCUCUUGGUUUAUAUUAUCUUCCUCUUUGGCUUUGCUGCAGCUCUGGUUACGCUGAUGGGAGAUGCUCCUUCACUCUCUCAGAACAAGUCUGUUGCUCAGAUGGAGAAUGCUGGGAGCCAUGCUAUGUAUGGUGGGCUGCUCAGUGUCUGCCUGGAGCUCUUCAAGAUCACCAUUGGGAUGGGUGACCUGGAUUUUCAUGAACAUGCCAGAUUCAGAUACUUUGUCAUGCUUCUGCUGCUGCUUUUUGUGAUCCUCACCUACAUCCUUUUGCUCAACAUGCUGAUUGCUCUCAUGAGUGAGACUGUCACUGAUAUUUCUGGCUACAGCAAAAGUGUUUGGAAGCUGCAGAGGGCUAUUGCUAUUCUAGAAAUAGAGAAGGCCUGGCUGUGGCGCCAAGGAGGAAAGAGGAGAUCUGGCUGCUUGAUGUCAGUGGGUCUCAAUAAAAAAGAUGAGAGGUGGUGCUUCAGAGUAGAGGAAAUAAAAUGGACAAGUUGGGCAAAGGAAGUGGGAGUUCUUAAGGAAGAGCCUGGAAACACCAAUGAUUUGGAAAUAAAUCCGGAAGCUUCCUGCUGACAAAGGGCUGCUGUUUUUAUGUCUCCUGCUAUAGAGAUGAGAUCACGGAAACAGGUGCCACAGAAACAACUGAGAUCAGCUGUUUCAGAGGAGCAGUCACUGCUGCAGCCCGAGCUAUCAGCAACUGAGAUGAUGCCUCUAAAGGGACAAACCAGAAAUCUUUAGCGGGUUUUCUUGUUUGCAACCUUGCUUCCAUCUUCAAAGGAGUAGUUCUUCCUAUAGCAGCUGGAAGAGUUGAAGGCAUUAUCAGUGUUAAAGUGCAUUUUAUCAAUGACUGUGGUUCACCCUGUGACUUUAAAUGUUUUCAUGCACUUUAAUUAUGAAUUUUCCUCUGAAGAAACUGUUUUUUUCUCAACCUUUUCUGACUGACACUUUCCUAUUACUGUGUUUAAAGGUGCAAGAGCAACAUCAUAGGGGCAGUGGGGAGCAGUCUUUGAGAAGGCAGUGCUUGCUGAGCUGCAUAGAAAUAAUGUUGUCUGCCAUAGAGAAGCAAAGAAUGGAGUUCACCUAUCUACGAAUGGGUUAACUUAUUCUUUUGUCAGAACACAACAACCUGCACUGAAGUGCUUUGGAAUAAAGAGUAUUUUAGAGGCAUAAAAAGUUGUUAAUGGUGGAACUGGCUUCUGUGCAAAGCACUGCUGGUGCGAGAUGUGAGCGGACACAUAUUCAGGUUUCAGUCGUCGUGAGCCGUGCUGUCUUUGUCUCAGUACCUGCAGUGCUGGGAUCACACCAGAACUCCCAUGUUACAGUAUGGUGAUGAAAUCAUUUGCACAAUGUGCACAUUUGCUUAAGAGCACAAAAGUGAUGUGAGUUUUCUGGAGCUGUAACUUCAGCAGGUGAAUUUCUGAAGCAUCUGUCUUUUAGAGAUUGCACUGUUUCUGUAGAAAGCAGCAGCAAAAUUUAUUUCACACAUUGCUUCUGAGAGAUAGAUGGUCCAAAAUGCUUCGUGUGGUUAACGUUUCCUGUCAGUCUUAGUGGGCUUCUUAUCUUUCUGUAAUUGACUACAAGAACCUCAUUGCUUUUUUGUAUUGUGGACACUGCCUCAGGGUGGGAAAUGUCUUAAGCUCUGAAGAGGAGAAAAAAAUGAGCUAUCUCACUUUUAGCCUACAUUUAAAAAUAAUAAUGUACUAUUCUGCAAACUAUAAAUAUAGCAAGUUUACUUAAUUGAAAGUGUUGAUCCUUGGAUGUAUUUUCAGAACAUCAACCUCUCUCAAAAAGAAGUUGAAGAUGUGAUCAGUGUGGACUACAAGGUGUAAUCACAUUCCUGAUUACAUUUCACCCAGUACUGUGCUGACCUCAUUGCCAUGCAAGUUAACUCUUGUAUUUCAUGACCUCUCAUCAGUUCGUGCAGCCAUGUCUGAAACUGUAACAGGCUGUUGCAUUGGACACAUCUUUCACAGAAGGAAAGGUUAGUGAAAAACCUGAAAAAGCUGCAGUCUACAAAUGGUGGUGGUACCUUCCUUUCAGUAGGAUAAACUGUGCGACUCAAGAUCUCCUAUCUCUUGUUUCUACUUUGAGCAAGUGCAUCUAGAAGACUUGUCUUUUGAAUACAACCGUUUUAAUCCUGUUGCUUCUUUACGUCUAUGUGACUGGCAGCGAAAGUACUACUUUUAUAACCUGCUCCCUGUCAGAUCAAACAGAUUCUUCCCCUGUGCUGGAUGAUUUCCUCUGCGUCUUCACUCUGUUGGGUAUCUGAAUUGUAACUAACUUUUCUCACUCCAGCUUCUGAUGUUUUCUUGCUUUGUAAAACCUUCAGCUGCUUUUUCCAUCUAUGGCCUUGUCCUAAGUGUUCCCAAGAUUUGGCAAAGUGCUCAUAUUGCACAAAGGGAUCAUCUGACAUGGUAAUCUAUUGCUGUGCGUGGUGCUUUGCUGUAACAGGGACAUUGAGAUUCUCAAGAAAUGCAGAAUCAGAUAUGCUAUCUGUUCCUGGAGUCUUAAUAAACAACGGAAGAAAAA